Messenger RNA from Dama dama (fallow deer), 8198 nucleotides. RefSeq names its product astrotactin 1 (gene ASTN1). The record is from RefSeq and is a predicted model, not a curated record. Gene Ontology annotation, molecular function: protein binding. NCBI's taxonomy places the organism in Eukaryota, Metazoa, Chordata, Mammalia, Artiodactyla, Cervidae. Gene Ontology annotation, biological process: neuron migration; neuron cell-cell adhesion. Bases 1 to 3885 code for a protein of 1294 amino acids. The transcript is spliced from 23 exons.
AUGGCUUUAGCCGGGCUCUGCGCCCUGCUCGCCUGCUGCUGGGGGCCGGCGGCGGUGCUGGCCACGGCCGCCGGCGACGUGGAUCCUUCCAAGGAGUUGGAGUGCAAGCUCAAGAGCAUCACGGUGUCGGCGCUGCCCUUCCUGCGCGAGAACGACCUGAACAUCAUGCACAGCCCCUCGGCCUCCGAACCCAAGCUCCUCUUCUCCGUACGCAACGACUUCCCGGGAGAAAUGGUCGUGGUGGACGACCUGGAGAACACCGAGCUGCCCUACUUCGUGCUGGAGAUCUCAGGGAACACGGAGGACAUCCCUCUGGUGCGCUGGAGGCAGCAGUGGCUGGAGAAUGGCACUUUACUUUUUCACAUCCACCACCAAGAUGGGGCCCCAAGCCUCCCUGGGCAAGACCCAACUGAAGAACCCCAGCAUGAAUCAGCAGAAGAGGAGCUGAGAAUCCUGCACAUCUCAGUCAUGGGUGGCAUGAUCGCACUGCUGCUGUCUAUCUUGUGCCUGGUGAUGAUCCUGUACACUCGCCGGCGCUGGUGCAAGCGCCGCCGGGUCCCCCAGCCCCAGAAGAGUGCCAGCGCCGAGGCGGCCAAUGAGAUUCACUACAUUCCUUCCGUGCUCAUCGGCGGGCAUGGGCGGGAGAGUCUGCGCAACGCCCGUGUGCAGGGCCACAACUCCAGCGGCACCCUGAGCAUCCGGGAGACGCCCAUCCUGGACGGCUACGAGUACGACAUCACCGACCUGCGCCACCACCUGCAGCGGGAGUGCAUGAACGGAGGGGAGGACUUCGCCAGCCAGGUCACCCGCACCCUGGACUCCCUGCAGGGCUGCAACGAGAAGGCGGGAAUGGACCUCACGCCAGGAAGCGACAAUGCCAAGCUAUCGCUGAUGAACAAGUAUAAAGAUAACAUCAUCGCCACCAGCCCUGUGGACUCCAACCACCAGCAGGCCACUCUGCUCUCUCACACCUCGAGUAGCCAGAGAAAGAGGAUCAACAACAAAGCAAGAGCUGGUUCCGCCUUCCUGAACCCUGAAGGGGAUUCUAGCACGGAGGCAGAAAAUGAUCCCCAACUGACCUUUUACACUGACCCCUCACGGAGCCGAAGGCGCAGUAGAGUGGGCUCUCCCCGAAGUCCUGUGAACAAGACGACCUUGACAUUAAUCAGCAUCACCAGCUGCGUGAUCGGCCUCGUGUGCUCCUCGCACGUCAGCUGCCCGCUCGUGGUCAGAAUCACCCUGCACGUCCCGGAGCACCUCAUCGCUGAUGGGAGCCGCUUCAUCUUGCUGGAGGGGAGCCAGUUGGAUGCCAGUGACUGGCUGAACCCUGCCCAAGUGGUUCUCUUCUCUCAGCAGAACUCCAGUGGACCCUGGGCCAUGGACCUCUGUGCCCGGCGGCUCCUGGACCCCUGUGAACACCAAUGCGACCCCGAAACUGGGGAAUGCCUCUGCUACGAAGGUUACAUGAAGGACCCAGUACACAAGCAUCUUUGCAUUCGGAAUGAAUGGGGAACCAACCAGGGGCCUUGGCCUUACACAAUAUUUCAGCGAGGCUUUGACCUGGUUUUGGGAGAACAGCCUUCAGAUAAAAUAUUCAGAUUCACCUACACGCUUGGGGAGGGCAUGUGGCUGCCGCUCAGCAAAAGCUUUGUGAUUCCACCAGCUGAACUGGCCAUCAACCCAUCAGCAAAGUGUAAGACAGACAUGACAGUGAUGGAAGAUGCGGUGGAGGUCAGAGAGGAGCUGAUGACCUCAUCCUCCUUCGACAGCCUGGAGGUCCUCUUAGACUCCUUUGGACCAGUCCGUGAUUGCAGCAAGGACAACGGGGGCUGCAGUAAGAACUUCCGUUGCAUCUCAGAUCGCAAGCUGGAUUCCACCGGCUGCGUGUGCCCCUCUGGACUCAGCCCCAUGAAGGACAGCUCCGGCUGCUACGACCGCCACAUCGGGGUGGACUGCUCUGAUGGCUUCAACGGGGGCUGUGAGCAGCUGUGUCUGCAGCAGAUGGCGCCCUUCCCGGACGACCCCGCCGUGUACAACAUCCUCAUGUUCUGUGGAUGCAUCGAGGAUUACAAGCUUGGUGUGGACGGACGCUCUUGCCAACUCAUCGUGGAGACAUGCCCAGAGGGAGGUGACUGUGGGGAAAGCAGAGAGCUUCCCAUGAACCAGACCCUCUUUGGGGAGAUGUUCUUUGGUUACAACAACCAUUCCAAGGAAGUGGCGGCUGGACAGGUGCUGAGAGGAACGUUCAGGCAAAACAACUUUGCUCGAGGUUUAGACCAGCAACUGCCAGAUGGUCUUGUGGUGGCCACUGUCCCCUUGGAGAAUCAGUGCCUGGAGGAAAUCUCAGAGCCCACCCCAGACCCCGACUUCCUGACUGGGAUGGUGAACUUCAGUGAGGUGUCGGGAUACCCCGUGCUGCAGCACUGGAAGGUCCGCUCUGUGAUGUACCACAUCAAGCUCAACCAAGUGACUGUCUCUCAGGCCCUCAGCAACGCUCUCCACUCCCUGGACGGGGCUACAUCUCGUGGGGAUUUUGUAGCCUUGUUGGACCAGUUUGGCAACCACUACAUCCAGGAAGCUAUCUAUGGCUUUGAGGAAUCCUGCUCUAUCUGGUACCCAAACAAGCAGGUGCAGCGGCGACUCUGGCUGGAGUAUGAAGACAUCAGCAAAGGCAACUCCCCAUCCGAUGAGUCAGAGGAGCGGGAAAGAGACCCCAAGGUGCUGACGUUCCCAGAGUACAUCGCGAGCCUGUCAGAGUCUGGCACCAAGCGUGUGGCAGCCGGAGUCCGCAUGGAGUGCCAGAGCAAGGGCCGAUGCCCCUCGUCCUGCCCGCUGUGUCACGUGACAUCCAGCCCUGACACCCCUGCCGAGCCAGUUCUGCUGGAGGUGACCAGAGCCGCCCCCAUCUAUGAGCUGGUGACCAACAACCAGACCCAGAGGCUUUUGCUGGAGGCCACCAUGAGCUCCCUCUGGUGCUCGGGAACCGGAGACGUCAUCGAGGACUGGUGUCGAUGUGACUCCACUGCUUUCGGGGCUGACGGACUCCCCACCUGCGCGCCUCUCCCUCAGCCUGUGCUGAGACUGUCCAUGGUUCACGAGCCCAGCAGCACCCUUGUGGUCUUGGAGUGGGAACACUCAGAGCCUCCAAUCGGGGUGCAGAUUGUAGAUUACCUCAUCCGUCAAGAGAAGGUCACUGACAGGAUGGACCACUCCAAAGUGGAGACAGAAACGGUGCUAAGCUUCGUAGACGACAUCAUCUCCGGAGCCAAGUCUCCUUGUGCGAUGCCCUCUCAGGUCCCAGACAAGCAGCUCACCACAAUCUCUCUGAUCAUCCGAUGCCUGGAACCCGACACCAUCUACAUGUUCACCCUGUGGGGCGUGGACAACACAGGACGACGCUCCAGGCCAAGUGAUGUGAUCGUGAAGACCCCUUGCCCUGUGGUGGAUGAUGUCAAAGCCCAAGAAAUAGCAGACAAGAUCUACAAUCUCUUCAACGGCUAUACCAGCGGGAAGGAGCAGCAGACCGCCUACAACACGCUCCUGGAUCUGGGCUCCCCCACUCUCCAUCGAGUCCUCUACCACUAUAACCAGCACUAUGAGAGUUUUGGAGAAUUCACCUGGCGCUGUGAGGAUGAACUGGGCCCCAGGAAAGCUGGCCUCAUCCUUUCUCAGCUUGGCGAUCUCAGCGGUUGGUGCAAUGGACUCCUCCAGGAACCCAAGAUAGGCUUGCGACGCAGCUCCCUCAAGUACCUGGGCUGCCGCUACAGCGAGAUCAAGCCCUAUGGACUUGACUGGUCAGAGCUCAGCCGGGACCUCAGGAAGACGUGCGAGGAGCAGACCCUGAGUAUCCCCUACAAUGAUUACGGGGACAGCAAAGACAUCUAGUGCCAUGAUGCCAGAGAGUAGCUGCCAAAAGGAAGCAGGAGAGAGGAGGGGAAUGUCUGGGUUGGAGUGCGGAUUUUUAAUAUUUUUUAAUGGAACAUUCAAACCUCCACAACCAACAUCUAAACUGGGGUGAAGGUGACCCUUGCUCCCUGCAGAACUUCUUUGGUAUCAUGUUCUCCAUCUGCGUGGUCAAUAAGCCUGCUAGCCAAGGUUUCAUAAAUUUCUCUUUAGGGGAUUACUUUGGGGCUUGUUUUGCAGUUAGUUUGUUUCAUUCAUUUUUUUCCAAGAGGUUCAUCAGAAUGCUUGAGUUCUGCCAUGCUUCUCGUGAAAGGGCCACUUGGUUGGUGCACCUGUGCUGAGCUCCUAAGUCCCGUGCAACUGGGGACAGAGAUGAGGCCAGAAAGUUGUUAGAACAGCCUCAGGCCCUACUCUCAGGUGUCCUCCGGAAGCUCUCAUGCUGGGAACCUAAGCUCUGCUCACAGAGAACGACAAGAAAGCUGGGAAGGUGGCUGCUCUGUGGGUCUUGUGAUUUUCCCCCCAGGCCUUCCGAUUGCUCUCUUUACACUUCAAAGGUGAGCUCAGCUUCCACUAUGGGCUUCUGUGGGCCUCCUGGAUUUUUAGGUCCUCCCCCAUUUUAAGGAGAUCAAAACCAGUCAAUCCUAAAGGAAAUCAACUCUGAAUAUUCAUUGGAAGGACUGAUGCUGAAGCUGAAGCUCUAAUAAUUUGGCCAGCUGAUGCAAAGGGUCAACUCAUCAGAAAAGACCCUGAUGGUGGGAAAGAUUGAAGGCAGGAGGAGAAGGAGACAGCAGGGGAUGAGAUGGUUGGAUGGCAUCACUGACUCAAUGGACAUGAGUUUGAGCAGACUCUGGGAGAUGGUAAAGGACAGGGAAGCCUGGUGUGCUGCAGUCCAUGGGGUUGCCAAGAGUCGGACAUGACAGAGCUACUGAAAAACAACAAUUUUUUAAGACAGGACUGGAAUUAAAUCUCCUUCCAGAAGAACUCUGCCCUCUCCUCCUCUGAACAAUAUGAUCUUUAAGAGGCAAUAUAAUGUACCUGUGGAGCGGUCUACCUGGAAGUCUAGUUAGCAGUCCACAUUCUGGAAAAAAAUACGGUUUCUUCUUUUAAAAAUUCCAGCAACUCCAGGGUGAACUUCUCCAGACCAGCAGUACACAUCACACCCCUGGAAUCUGUGGUGUCCACAGCCUUUAUCCUACACAGAUCAGUCCUGGCUGAUGCCUGCUUUGGUCAGGCGGGCUCAAGACCUCCAUGGCAGUGUUGUAAUGAACUGAAGUUAUUACCCCUCACAAAACACUUCCAUCCACUCCCCCGCACCCCCUUUGCCAGAUUUCCUUAAUUAUGUUGCUAGUUUUGCAAGUCAAAUAUUUCUCUGGAUGAGAAUUCCACCAUCUUCACCCCCCUCUAGUUGCAGGAGUGUUAGCAAUGCUGUGUAGGUGAGCUCCCCUGACUGCAGGUAAAGGUCGGGUCAUUGUUUCUGCCCAGUUCCCUGAGCGUUAGCACUAGCAUGAGGGGUGCCCAACCAGAGCGAAGCCUAGCCCCUCAGAAAGAGCUCUGCAGGGUCCUGUGGACCAGCAACAGCCUUAACUGUCCCCACACGCACACCUCAGAGGCCUGAACACACACUUUCAGCCACCCUGCCUUUGACCAGGACUCUGCACUUAGAAACACGAGGGAAUGGUCAGGAAGGAGACAAGAAUCUUUAAAGCCCAUUGUUGAAGCCUACUGAUGUUUUUCUAAAUGGUUAGAAUAACGUGCGUGCUAAGUCGCUUCAGUUGUGUCUGACUGUUUGUGAUUCCAUGGACUGUAGCCUGCCAGGCUUCUCUGUCCAUGGGAUUUUCCAGGCAAGAAUACUGGAGUGGGUUGCUCCUCCAGGGCAUCAUCCCGACCCAGGGAUGGAACUGGCGUCUCUUACGUCUCCUGCAUUGGCAGGUGGGUCUCGCGCCACCUGGGAAGCCCGGUUAGAAUGACAGAGCUCACUUACUGAGUGCUUACCAUGUGCCAGACACUGCUCUAAGCACUUUACUGACAAUGGAUUCUCACAGCUACUCUUUCUUACCUGCCUGAGGUACCAUGUUAAUUCAGGCUGUGGACUCCAGAGACAGGAUUGUCAGCCCUCACCUCCUCAGCACUGUCUUCAGUGUUGCCCAGGCCCCGCUCUCCUUGGCCCCUGCCUCGUGGCACAGACGUGCCCACAGCGUGGUGCAGUGGGGGGGACAUGGCACCCUCCCCCUGCAGCUGGGUGCCCUUUGGGACCUCAGGGCAGGUCACAAGUCUUCCUCGCCGGUGCCUGGGAGCGAGCCUGUGACAGCUCUGCAGACAGGGGUGACCUCACGCCCCUCUCUUUCCACAGAAAGCUGGAAAGGUUUUAUAUCAAGCUCUGGAAUGCACCUCCAGGGCAAGGGUUGGCAGAAAACCCUGAGACCCCCCACUCAAGUGAAACGUCUCAGGGGUCAGCGUCUCGCCUUGACCAGACAGAAAGGGGUACAGGCAUCAGAGGGGGACCCCCAGCCAGUGGGGUGGGGCCUGGGAAGGCCUGCCUUUGCCCCUGCUGCCAUGUCCCGGUCCUUUAUUCAAGUCUGCACAGAGAACACAGGGGUUCCGCACAGCCAACGAGAGGACGUCCCGGCCGCGGCUCUCUUGGGCCGGGGCAGGGGCAGGGGAGUGGCAUCAGGACCGCCGUCCUUUGUCCCUCCGUGUGUGUUACUGAAAUGAAGCAGGCUCACACUCCCCUCCCUCUCCCUGUCUCCCCCACAAGGCCCCUCCUUAUCGUCUGCUCCCCCUGCCUGCGACCCUCCUCAUCCCCUUCCUCUGCCUCUGAGAGCCUCUUCCUCCUUCAGCGUCCCCGGUGCCCUACACACACACACACACACGACACAGUAUGUGUACAUAUAUACAACACACAUGCACACGCAACACACACUCUACACAUUAUAUACACGCACUGCACACACAUUGUACACACAGUACACACACUGCACACACUCUCAACAGAGAGUGUUUACACACACACUGCACACACAUUGUACACACUCCACACGGUACACACACACUGCACACACUCUUCAACAGAGUGUUUACAGACAUACACACUGCACACACAUUGUACACACUCCACAUGGUACACACACACUGCACACACUCUCAACAGAGUGUUUACAGACAUACACACUGCACACACAUUGUACACACAGUACACACACACUGCACACAUACACAUGCACAUAACACACAUAACACACAGUAUUUACACACGCGCCUACACACUACAUACAUGAUAAACUCUUCACACUACAUGCACAACACAGUGCACACUGCAUACACAUUGUACACACUCUACACAUAUAUACACACUAUCCACACGCUACAUACACUGUACAUAUGUACAUACUACACACUAUAGAUUAUUUACACACUACAUUAUUUACACACUACACAAAUACAAACAAUAGGUACACACAGCCUCUGUGCACACACACACACUAUAUAUAUUAUACACACUACACAUAGGCACUCACACUAUAUACACACACACUACAUACACACUGUACAGACACAACACACACUACACAGAGAAUACACACACCGUAUAUACUUUCUACAGACACAUGCUAUAUAUAUAUAUAUAUACCGUAUACACACACUAUUCACACACUACAGAAACACACAUCAUAUACACAAACUAUAUACACACUCUGUACACACACAUGCACACUGUACACACAGCCCCUAUGCCUGGGUCCCUUUACUUUCAGGUUAAGAUAAGGUCAGUAUGAAUGGAACAGGAGAGAGCGUGAGGUUCCCCCGAGGAUUUCACUGGAGGAUUUUGCCUGAGGAAGGCACCCUCAGUCACAGUCUGAAAACACUGCCCAGUGGGAGGAACCCAUUCUGACUAGAAAGGUAAUGGAUGGGGCCAGUAUUAAACCUCAACUUUCCAAGCUGCCAAACAGGUCUUUAGGGAGCAACACGCUGCCAGCCCCAGCUCCCAUGAGACCCCCCCGGUGUUUCCUCCUGAAUGGACAUGGCCCACGGUAAUAGCAUUAGACCUUUAACUGAGUGUGCAAUCAUUUUCCAUGGAGCGUGGUCCAUUCAUUACUUUUAGUUCAUCGCACUUCUUGAUAUUUGAAAAUGUUCUGUUAAAAAAAACUGAGUGUGGGAAAAAAACCACUUUACUACUAUAGAAGGAGGGGAGAUAUAGUAUGACCAACUUCAGGUAUAGCAGUAUUGUUUAAAAGAGAAUCAUUGUAUGAUUAUACAAAUGGAAUAAUCAACUAAAUAAUAAACUAAGCUGUUAGUAA